Molecule: messenger RNA, 1217 nt
Organism: Hemibagrus wyckioides
Lineage: Eukaryota; Metazoa; Chordata; Actinopteri; Siluriformes; Bagridae
Product: macrophage mannose receptor 1-like
Exons: 2
Coding region: 2-799 (265 amino acids)
Source: RefSeq, a predicted model, not a curated record
AAUGCUGGGCAGUGAGUUGGCACAGACGAGUGAAAGAUCGACAGAGCUCACACACUUCACAGCAGAGAUGAAUUUUUUCUUUUGUGUUUUCUUCCUGGUGGCCACUUAUGGACUGUCUGAGGGUAUAAUAAGAGAAUAUAGUUACCAAGAAGAUCCUCAAGGUGUCUAUUGGGAUACUGCUCAAAGUCAUUGCAGAAAUUACUUCAAAGAUCUGGCUACUAUCACUAAUACCGAAGAACACCAGAGGCUUGUUGGAACAAACAGUGGCAGUGAUGCAGGUUGGAUUGGGUGGAACAAAAAGGACAUGAGCUCCUGGAAAUGGUCUGAUGAACAACCAGUUUCUUUCUUAAAAUGGAAAUUAGGUUGGCCUGAUUUGUGGGAUUGGAAGAAAAAAUGUGUUGCUCUGAAAGAUGGAUACUUGUUUAAUGACGAAUGUGACCAGAAAUAUAAUUUCUACUGCUACAGAUAUUUGAUUUUGGUGAAAGAAUCUAAGACAUGGGAAGAGGCUCUUGAGCACUGUGCCACUCACUACACUAGGUUGGCCUCUCUGGCCAACGUGCCACAGCAGCAGCAGGCAAAUUUGGAGCUCAUGUUGUCCCAGACAGAGACUGUGUGGGUCGGGCUGCGUUUCAUGGACGGGCAAUGGUUCUGGCUGAGCAAAGAUCCGGUAGGGUCACUGGAUUCUUUGCCAUCUUGUCCAGCUCAACCUUAUCAUUGUGGAGCGAUCAACAUAACAACAAAUUCCUGGGAAAACCGAGACUGCAACGAGAAGCUGAAUUUCCUCUGUCACUGGGGCUAAUUUUCCAAAGUUGGAUCCUCUUUCCGGAAGAACACAUGAUAUAUUUAUGGCACAAUAAUAUAUAGCAUUAAUUAGCUGUAGAGUGUGCUUGACUUGUUAUUAUAGGUAACCUUUAUUAUAGCUAUCAAUUUUAGACACCUCUAUAUUACUGAAACUAUAUAGUAAAUGGAAGAAUACAUUUAUUUGCUGGUGGAGGGUUGUGUAUUAAAAUGUAAUAUACAAUAAUAUAAAUGUAAAAUGCAAUAAUGAAGAAUAGCAUGAUUUUAAAGUCAAGGUUAUAUCGUCUGAGAUAUAACUGUUAGUGUCAACCAUCUGAGUAGAUUUGCUUUUGACGUUCAUUUUCUGUAGCCAAUAAGUACUAUUUGUAUUAGACAGAAAAUUGGACAAAUACUGUAAAUGAUGCGUAUUGUAAUCAUUA